Hippocampus comes (tiger tail seahorse) is the source of this 2807-nucleotide messenger RNA. RefSeq names its product ATP-dependent RNA helicase DDX18. The transcript has 14 exons. The record is from RefSeq and is a predicted model, not a curated record. Gene Ontology annotation, molecular function: RNA helicase activity; ATP binding; nucleic acid binding. The coding region runs from base 63 to 1985 and encodes 640 amino acids. Lineage: Eukaryota; Metazoa; Chordata; Actinopteri; Syngnathiformes; Syngnathidae.
GGUUGCGCCGUGAACAAGGGUCCUCUCCUGCUGACUGACACACGUGUGUGUAUGUGGUCAACAUGGCCGAUUUACAGAUGAAGCUUCUCCGGAAGAAAAUACAGAAAAGAAAUGAAAAAAACAAAGAGCGCAAGUUACUCAAGAAGCACACAUUGGACGAAGAGUCUGUAAGGUCAGAAGGAGUGGAGGAGAAAUGCACUCAAGAAGCAUGUGAAGCUGAGACUAAACUCGUCCAGGAACAGCAGAAGCAGGAAGAUGAGCCAGUUGACGUUCCUGCAUCUGCCCAGGGAAACUCUGUAAAGCAAAAGAAGAAAAAGAAAAGAAAGGCGCCUCUCACGGCUGAAUCACCGGCUGAGAAAAAGGUCAAAAGUAUGCACCAAGUAAAUGGGCAACAUGAGAUGGAGGAAGAGGAGGAACCUGUCAAACCACAGGAGCAGGAGGGGGAUGUUGAGGAUCUACCUGAGCUACCGUCUGGCUUGACAGGAGCAUUUGAGGACACGUCUUUUGCUUCUCUCGCGGAACUUGUGAGUGAAAACACACUGAAAGGAGUGAAGGAGAUGGGCUUUGAACACAUGACUGACAUCCAGCACAAAAGCAUUCGUCCUCUGCUGGAGGGAAGAGAUGUGCUGGCUGCUGCCAAGACAGGGAGUGGUAAAACCCUGGCCUUCCUAAUCCCAUCCCUAGAGCUCAUCUACAAACUUAAGUUUAUGCCCAGGAAUGGGACUGGUGUAGUGAUUCUUUCUCCGACACGUGAGUUGGCAAUGCAGACGUAUGGUGUGCUGAAAGAACUGAUGACUCACCACGUACACACCUAUGGCCUCAUCAUGGGAGGCAGCAACCGAUCAGCGGAGGCCCAAAAGUUGGCCAAUGGCGUCAACAUCCUGGUGGCAACACCAGGCCGUCUGCUGGAUCACCUCCAGAACACGCCUGGCUUCAUGUUCAAGAACUUGCAGUGUUUGAUUAUUGAUGAAGCUGAUCGCAUCUUGGAGGUGGGCUUCGAGGAGGAAUUGAAGCAGAUCAUAAAGCUUCUGCCCAAGAAAAGACAGACCAUGCUGUUUUCGGCAACCCAGACUCGGAAGGUGGAGGACUUGGCUCGUAUUUCUCUGAAGAAAGAGCCUCUCUAUGUUGGAGUGGAUGACAACAAGGACACGGCCACCGUCGAUGGUUUGGAGCAGGGCUAUGUAGUGUGUCCGUCGGAGAAGCGCUUCUUGUUGCUCUUCACCUUCCUGAAGAAGAACCGCAAGAAGAAGCUCAUGGUCUUCUUCUCCUCCUGCAUGUCGGUGAAAUUCCACUACGAGCUCCUCAAUUACAUUGACCUCCCUGUAAUGGCCAUCCAUGGCAAGCAGAAGCAGACCAAACGCACCACCACCUUCUUCCAGUUCUGCAACGCAGAUUCGGGCAUUUUGCUCUGUACCGAUGUAGCAGCUCGAGGGCUGGACAUCCCAGAGGUGGACUGGAUCGUCCAAUACGACCCCCCAGAUGACCCCAAGGAAUACAUCCACAGAGUGGGCAGAACAGCUCGAGGCAUCAAUGGCAGAGGGCACGCACUUCUGAUCCUGAGACCAGAGGAGCUUGGAUUCCUGCGCUUCCUCAAGCAAGCCAAGGUCCCCCUGAGUGAGUUUGAGUUUUCCUGGAGUAAAAUCUCAGAUAUCCAGUCCCAGUUGGAGAAACUGAUUGAGAAGAACUACUAUCUUCACAAGUCAGCCCAAGAGGCCUACAAGUCUUAUGUGCGAGCUUACGACUCUCACUCGCUCAAGCAGAUCUACAGCGUCAACACGCUGAACCUCCUUAUGGUGGCGUUGUCGUUUGGAUUCAAAGUCCCACCUUACGUCGAUCUCAACGUCCACGGCAGUAAAGGCGCAAAGCUGCAAAAGCGAGGCGGCGGUGGUGGUUUUGGGUACCAGAAAUCCAAGAAUGUGCACAAGGCCAAAAUCUUUAAGCACGUCAACAAAGGAUUUAAUGACAAAAGGCAGUUCUCUCGUUAAUCAGAUGAUUGGAAUCUCUGAACUGGUUCCUUGUCGGAGCGUCAUGAAAAACGGCGCUCUUGUCAUCAUGGGGAAAGUCCUGUUUUCACCAUAAUUUGUAGGAAUUGUAUUUUGUUGCAAUAUUUUAUAUGUAGCUCUGCAGAAUUCCAUGCUUGUGUGAUGACAUAAAUUUGUUCACAAAACGUAAGAACGUGCAUUUGAUUGAAAUAUUAAAUUUCAAGUAACAUUGCAUUUUGAAAAUGAAUUUAUUCAUUGUGCUUUUUUGAUUAUGAGAUCAUUACAUCCAUAAGACGCAGUUGGUGACAAAAGUCUUCAUGACAGGAAUCUGUAAAUUCCAUCAGAGGAUUAAUAGCUAUACUUGUCAAUCUAAUUGCACAGGGAAACUGAAAGUUAUAUAUAGUACUCAAUGAACUGUAGUGUUUCAUAUGCAUCAGUCAUCGCUAUCUUUUUUUAAAUAACACUUAUCAACAUGAUUGAGUUCAUAAAUUGUGACAUCUGAGUCUUCGUGUGUCGUAAAGACUUGAGAUAAAUCUCACAAUACAUUUUAACACCGGAUAGAAAUGGCAUUGUAUUCAUUUUCCAUUCCUUCUACUCAACAAUCAUUCCUGAUUAAAGUAUAGAUGAAUACAGGUUCGCCUCAACUGCUCAGUUGCUACCCCAGCCCCUUGCAAUUCAUAAACUCAUGACAACAAAUGCCCCAAAAGUGACUCCCACAAGCCAAACCCAUUCUCACCCCCACCCCCAAAACCAUGCCUAGAAAAUUCAUGUAUUGGUUGAAGUGUUCCUUUUUUCCAAAUAAAAGAGAAACAUGUUCUCAUUGCU